AUGACUGCUUUUAGUAAAUUAACUCAUCAAAAUGAAGUUAGGGAUAGUGUUGUCAAAUUACAGGCUGAGGCCAAGAACGAGUUUGAAAAUCAGGCAGAAAAAAUCACGAAAGAGGUGGAAGAUAAGAGUGAAGAAGAAAUAGAUGAUUUUGUGCGUAAUAAGUUUGUUAAGCUCAACGACAUUUUCCUUGAAAAUUCCAAGAUGGUAGAGAAUUUAAUUAUCAGCAGAAAACCUAAGAAACCAGUUAGAACGCCUCAACAAACAGAUGAAAAAUAUAAUAAAAUAUAUAAAGAAUUUGAAAUGGUUCCGACCUUUACAAAAGAGCUCGUAUCACUUAUCAAUGAACCACUUCUUGGAAAGUUGCCUGUGGCUUGCAACGAAGAGUAUAAGUACACUGGACUUUCAAAUUUAAUCUACACAAGCGAAGAAGAUUGUCAAAGUGAUAUAGCAGUUCAUAUCAGCUCUACCUUGACAGAACAAUUUGGUUAUGAUGUCACAGGAAUUAAAUCUGAAGAUAUGAUGCAUCAAGUCAUAGAUAAUUUGAUCAAAAAUACGUUCUCCCUCUUUAGUCGCAAUGCCAAUCCGGAAACAUUACAAAUUGAAUUCAUUAGAAAUGCUAAGUGA
This is a messenger RNA of Dentiscutata erythropus, 624 nucleotides long. NCBI's taxonomy places the organism in Eukaryota, Fungi, Glomeromycota, Glomeromycetes, Diversisporales, Gigasporaceae. The record is from the annotation of a GenBank genome assembly.